AUUUGCAGAAGCUGGACUGAGUCUCGGACGAGCCCAGAGAGAUUCACACACAGUCUACAUGAAAGCUGGGAUUGAAGAGCACAAACCGUGUGGGUUUGGGAAUGUGAGUGAGAAGAUGUAGUGACGUCCGCUGGAGCUUGGCACGGACACCCCAACCCAGAGGGAGCAUUCCACCCCGGGUCCCGCCUGCCAUCCAGCCACCAUGUCCAAGAAGGGCUCAGGCGGCCGAGCCAAGGGGGACAAGGCGGAGGCUCUGGUGGCACUGCAGGCGGCCAACGAGGAGCUGCGAGCCAAGCUCACCGACAUCCAGAUUGAGCUGCAGCAGGAGAAGAGCAAGGUCAGCAGAGUGGAGCGCGAGAAGAGCCAGGAGCUGCGACAGGCGCGCGAGCACGAGCAGCACAAGGCCGCCGUGGGGCUCACGGAGCUCAAGACCAAACUGCACGAGGAGAAGAUGAAGGAGCUGCAGGCCGUGCGUGAGACGCUGCUGCGGCAGCACGAGGCCGAGCUGCUCAGGGUCAUCAAGAUCAAGGACAACGAGAACCAGCGGCUGCAGGCGCUGCUCCACGCCCUGCGCGACAGUGGCCCUGACAAGGUCAAGACUGUGCUCCUGUCUGAGGCCAAGGAGGAGGUCAAGAGGGGUUUCGAGGUGGAGAAGGUCAAGAUGCAGCAGGAGAUCUCGGAGCUCAAGGGCGCCAAGAAGCAGGUGGAGGAGGCCCUGACGCUGGCAAUGCAGGCGGACAAGAUCAAGGCCGCGGAGAUCCGCAGCGUGUACCACCUGCACCAGGAGGAGAUGGGCCGCAUCAAGAAGGAGUGUGAGCGGGAGAUCCGCAGGCUGAUGGAGGAGAUAAAGUUUAAGGACAGAGCAGUCUUCGUGCUGGAGAGAGAGUUAGGGGUCCAGGCCGGCCACGCGCAGAGGCUGCAGCUGCAGAAAGAGGCUCUAGAUGAGCAGCUAUCCCAGGUCCGAGAGACCGACCGGCACCUGGGCAGCCCCAGGCGGGAGCUUCCUCAUGCAGGCGGUGCAGGAGACGCCUCAGACCACUCGGGAAGCCCUGAACAGCAGUUGGAUGAAAAGGAUGCCCGGCGCUUCCAACUGAAAAUUGCGGAGCUGAGUGCGAUCAUCCGGAAGCUGGAGGACCGCAACGCCCUGCUGUCCGAGGAGAGGAAUGAGCUGUUAAAGCGUUUGAGAGAAGCCGAGAGCCAGUAUAAGCCGCUACUGGACAAGAACAAACGCCUCACUCGGAAAAACGAGGAUCUGUCUCACACUUUACGUCGGAUAGAAAACAAGUUGAAGUUUGUCACCCAGGAGAACAUAGAGAUGAGACAGAGAGCUGGGAUCAUACGAAGACCCAGCUCCUUAAAUGACCUCGAUCAGAGUCAAGACGAGAGAGAAAUCGACUUCCUGAAAAUGCAGAUCGCUGACCAGCAGAGCCUCAUAGACGAGCUCUCUAAGACCCUGGAGACUGCCGGAUACGUGAAGAGCGUGUUAGAGCGUGAUAAACUUUUAAGAUACCGGAAACAAAGAAAGAAAAUGGCAAAACUCCCCAAGCCAGUUGUCGUGGAGACCUUCUUUGGCUACGAUGAAGAAGCUUCCCUGGAAUCCGAUGGGUCUUCCAUCUCUUAUCAGACAGACCGGACGGACCAGACCCCCUGUACCCCAGACGAUGACUUGGAGGAGGGCAUGGCCAAGGAGGAGACAGAGCUGAGGUUCCGGCAGCUGACCAUGGAGUACCAGGCCCUGCAGCGCGCCUAUGCCUUGCUGCAGGAGCAGGUCGGAGGGACCCUGGACGCAGAGCGAGAAGUUAAGACGCGUGAGCAGCUACAAGCAGAAGCGCAGAGGGCCCAGACGCGCAUAGAGGACCUGGAGAAAGCCCUGGCGGCGCAGGGGCAGGACAUGAAGUGGAUCGAAGAGAAGCAAGCCCUAUAUCGAAGAAAUCAGGAACUCGUAGAAAAGGUAAAACAGAUGGAGACGGAGGAGGCCCGGCUGAAACAUGAGGUCCAAGAUGCCCGAGACCAGAAUGAGCUGCUGGAGUUCAGGAUCCUGGAGCUUGAGGAGAGGGAGAGGAAGUCACCAGCCAUCAACUUCCACCACACGCCCUUUGUGGAAGGGAAGAGUCCCCUCCAGGUGUACUGCGAGGCUGAAGGCGUGACGGACAUCCUGGUCUCUGAGCUGAUGAAGAAGCUGGACAUCCUGGGGGAUAACGCCGUAAGUAAUCUGACCAAUGAGGAGCAAGUGGUCGUCAUACAAGCCAGGACAGUCCUGACCUUGGCAGAAAAGUGGCUGCAGCAGAUUGAAGAGGCAGAGUUGGCGCUGCAGCGGAAGAUGGUGGAUCUGGAGAGUGAGAAGGAGCUGUUCAGUAAGCAGAAGGGAUACCUGGACGAGGAGCUGGACUACAGGAAGCAGGCCUUGGACCAAGCCCACAAGCACAUCCUGGAGCUGGAAGCCAUGCUAUACGACGCCCUGCAGCAGGAGGCUGGGGCCAAAGUGGCUGGGCUGCUGUCGGAGGAGGAGAGAGAGAAGCUCCAGGUGGCUGUGGAGCAGUGGAAGCGCCAGGUCCUGAGCGAGCUGCGUGAGCGGGAUGCCCAGAUCCUGCGGGAGCGCAUGGAGUUGCUGCAGGGGGCACAGCAGAGAAUUAAAGAAUUAGAAGAGAGAAUAGAAGGUCAGAAGAGACAGAUAAAGGAACUGGAAGAGAAGUUUUUAUUUUUGUUCUUAUUUUUCUCCUUAGCUUUCAUUCUCUGGUCGUAGCUCAUCUUGGCACCCUGACGUGCCCCUGGAGGAGUUGGCCCCUGUUCCUCCCUUGGGACCAGAAAGCAGUAGGUUGUGGCAACAGAACAGGACACAGUGUCUCCAACCUGAAGACCCCAGCGGAUUUGGUCUCUGUGUGCCUGUCCUGUGGAAGAAGAGGGCCAGGCACUUUGGAUGGGGCUGAGCCCGUCCACUUGGGAUAAGCCAGAGUUAGAACUCACUUUGCUGACUUCUUGGGGCUUCUCUGGGAGAGGCCUGUCCUUGGCUGUAGCCCCAUCCCUGCUGCAAGGAUGUGUGGUGUCCCCUGCCGAGCAGGGCAAGAGCCGCUUCUGGGCAGGAGCACCGCCCACCCAUACCCUCCCUCUCUCGGUUCCCACAGUAAACAUUGCCUGUGUCUGGAGGAAGAUUUUCAGAAACAGCACGGACCGCUCCCCAGGGACAAAGGCAGCUGUGUCCUGGGGGUAACCGUCCUGGGGCCCUAGGAGGGUUCCUCUGGCAUGGUCCUCAGGAGGGUUCCCUGUGGCUCCUCUGUGUACCAGGACGAUGUCGUGCCUCACCGCUGGGCUCCACACUGAUGAACAAAUCCACACCCGGCCUAUUUUUUUCCUUGUCUCCCGGGGAAAGAGAGCUGUGGCCACCACUGGCCACCCAGAGCCAUCAGCCCUCUGCCUCCUUACACACCCGAAGGCAGCAAGGCCAAAAUCCCUCCCCGAAGGUCAGCCAGGAGAAUGGUAGACUGAGCAGAGCAGGGAGGGAUCCUGGUGCUGGAGUGGGACAGGAGGUGCAGAGCCAGCCAGAGGGAGGCUGACCUCGAAGAACAUGGAAGCCAGAGGCAGCGCAGUCCAGGAUCUCAGAGGCCCUGGGCACCAGGCACCAUCCAGCCUGGGAACCCUUCGUUGGGAGGCCCAAGCCCGUGGGCCACAGACAAGCUGAGGAGCAAGAGCAGUGCCCAGCGGGGUGAGGACGGAGGCACCUGUAGCGGAAGAAGGAGCCUGUGGCCCAGAGCCUCACAGGUGAGCAACGGUCAUGCCCAGCAGAGGCUGCCUGUCCUUUCUGCAGCGGGAGGAAGAGCCUGUGGCCUGGGGCCUCACAGAGAGAAAACAGUGUGGUUUGUGUUCCUACUGGCUGACCCAGGCCCCAGCCCAGGAAGGUCCUUAGCAUUUGGACAAGGCCUGACUCACUGUUUGGAGAGGGGUCUUUUGUGUCCUCACAUCCUGGAAGGUCAAAGUGGUGAUUCUCAGGGUUGAAUGUUCCAGAGGGGCCUGUGUUCAUGUGUGUGGUCACUCAUCGGGAAGGCAACGCAUGGGCAUGAGCUCCUUCGAGGCACCUGACGUCGCUGCUGUGGGCUGUGAGAUGUGCAGCCAGGUGUGAACAUGGCGUCUAUCACUGAGUGGAAGAAAGAGGCUCUGCAGCCAGCGGGAGGGACAGCCAUGUUGUCUGGAAGGAUUACCUUCAUUUUAUAUGGUGUCAGAAGAAAUGUUCAGCUGUGAUGCAGAUGAUGGAGUGGCAGCAGAUCAGCAUGGCUCCCCAGGUUGAGGUCAUGGGAAGCUGAUUCAGUCAGACAGAUGCGCCUUCUCUGGACUUUUGCUGCCAAGUGCACUCCUCACCUGCAUUUGUCCAAGGACCAUCCCUUUCUGUUGUCAUUCAGGCCACCAUUACUGCUUUACUCAGACAAGAUGCUGGGCCAGGUUGAUGUCUCCACUGAGCCUGACCUUGGGGUUGGUGUCUCAAGUCAGAAAUCUUAUUUAAUCCUUCAUGCACAGUUUUGUCUAAUUUUAACUGUAUCCUCUUGGCACGUUUGUUGUGCUCAGACUGAGUGGCAAACACAAGCCUCGUGUGGGUAGAAGCUGGUGUGGAGCUGUGGCUGAACUGCUGGGCUGACAUCUGAUGGACUCUUCAAGGCAGGUGUCCAGAAACAGGCGUGACUGCACCUGGCCCCCGGCCGGCCCAGCCUUCUCCAGGAGACGCUGCCCGGCCUCAACAUGUACCUCCCUGGAGCCAUAUGCCAUAUGAAGAUAUGCUGACGGGCACCCAGACUCACAUCCGUCAUGUUUACUUGGGUCAUCAUGGUUCCGCAAGUUGUAUAUAUGUAUGGAGUACUUCCCAUGCCCCCCACCCACCCCAGACGCUCCUAAUCACACUCUUUAAUAAGGGAAAAAAGGCAAACUAUACAGGAAAGAGAAGCAUGUAAAUAUGCGCCAGUGCUAAGGAAGUUGCUAUUGUUUAUAUGUAAAAAGCAUGUACAUAGGAAGGGGGGAUGGCUCAGUGAAUGUUUCAGUAACAUCCUGUGCUGCAUCCUAGCACACGGCAGGAAGUGGCAAUUCUUCUCUUUAAAUGUCGUUUUUAUUCAUGUGAUUAAAAAAUCCAUCACUUCAGAACUGGGCUUUAGCCAAAAAAAAAAAAAAAAACAAAGAAGAAAAAAAAGACAAACACGAACAUUCACCACUAAUUCUUGGAGAUCCAGUGACCAUGUGAAGAAGGCAAGUGUUUUAAAAUAAGGUGCAUUUUCUAAAUUUUAGUCUGAAUGUCCUCUAAGUAUUAGGGCUCACUUACUGCGAGCUCUUUGAACAGGGGAAGUCUGUAUGUAAAUGCAUCACCUCAGCGGAAAAGAGGGAGGACCCUGAAAUACUGCAGAAGUGUUUACUGUGUAAUCGAGACACCCACAUUUACAUCAACAGUGAACAUCAUUACAUUGUGCGCACACAGAACCUAAAUGUUUUAGUUUGUCUAAACUGAGAGUCCAUGUAAAUGGCAGAUUCCUUUGACUUCUGCCUUGUUGCUGAAGGUACUGUGGCUGUUACUUAAGUCUCUGCCCUCACAGAAUCUGUAGCCCUCAGGACACCCGGAGUGCCUUAACGCAGCUGCGAACACCAGUGCUGAAAGUUAGGAAGGACGUGUGCUGAGCGUGUGUUUGGCGACAUUAAUACAUUAAUCAACAUUUCCCAACACUCUAUCGUUGAAACCUUAAAAUGGGUUGUGUGUUUUAACACAGUAAUGGAUUUAAGUUUAGGCUCAGGAAAAUCGUAUUGUGAAUAUAUGUAUCAAAUCGUAAAUUUGUUUACUGUAUAUUUUUUAAAAAGCUUUACUGUUAAUUUAGGCAAAAACUAAUAGGACCUGUUUUCUCACAGCAAAAUGCCAGGCAGCAUUUGUGUUCCCCGAAGCAAGCCCUUAAUAACCACAUUCUAAACACGUGCUGUUCUGUUCUAUGCUCAUCAGUUUCAAAGGCCUGACAUAGGUUUGUAUGGUGACGACUACAAGAUUUUACAAGUAUUUUUGUAUUGUGAUUCCUAUGACAUAUAUCAGAGAAUUUUUACUCCUUUGUACAUUAUUGUACAGUUUUUAAUAAAAAGCGUUUUAAAUCUUAGAAGAUCAGAGAUGCCUCAGAGGUGUUAAAGUACCUUGCUUCUUUCUGUGCUGGCUCUCUGAGUAACAGGG
This is a messenger RNA of Nycticebus coucang (slow loris), 6178 nucleotides long. RefSeq names its product Janus kinase and microtubule interacting protein 3 (gene JAKMIP3). Lineage: Eukaryota; Metazoa; Chordata; Mammalia; Primates; Lorisidae. Bases 203 to 2743 code for a protein of 846 amino acids. The record is from RefSeq and is a predicted model, not a curated record. Gene Ontology annotation, molecular function: kinase binding; microtubule binding. The transcript has 24 exons.